ACAAAAAUGUAAUCGGCAGUAUACUUUGUUUUCACAAUAUUCGAAAAAUAUAUGAAAUAAGAUUCUACAAAUUGUUAAUUUUGGGGUAGAAUGCUACUACUUCGUGCUAAGCUGCCUCACAAACUUGUUCAGACAGUUCGUUGUCUGUCUACUAAAGUUAUUCCAAAAGAUGAAGUUAAGUACACUCACACAAUCAAUUUGCCGAAGACGAAAUUCCCAACCCGGUUGACCGUUGAAAAACGUUUCGGUGUGCAGGAACGGCUACGAAAGACCAGCUUCAGGGAGCUGUACUGCUGGCAGCGCGAAAAUUUAUCAUCCGAACAGGAAUUCACACUACACGAUGGUCCACCUUACGCGAACGGGGACCUCCAUAUGGGCCAUGCUAUCAAUAAAAUCAUAAAAGAUUUUAUUUUGAAACACAAGAUUGCAUCCGGCAUCAGAGUGCAUUACGUACCCGGAUGGGACUGCCAUGGUUUACCGAUAGAACUGAAAGCACUAGAUGCCUACCAAAGCAAGAAGAAAGAUAAUGUGAAGCUGCUUGACCCGUUAAAAGUACGUUCCUUGGCUAGAAAAUUCGCUCUGGAAACAAUCGGCAAACAGAAAGCUGAAUUUGAAAAAUGGGGUGUGACGGCUGAUUGGUCGGAAGAGCGAUCCUGGUAUCGGACUUUUGAUCCGAGCUAUAUUCAGACUCAGCUCGAGUUGUUUGCGGAACUGUUCGAAAAAGGACUUAUUUACCGGGAUAUGAAGCCAGUGUUUUGGUCUCCAUCGUCCAAAUCUGCACUGGCCGAGGCAGAACUGGAAUACGAUGAGGCUCACGUGAGUCCUUCGCUAUACUUGAUGCUUAAUAUCAAACAGAUAGAAGGCUGUUUGGAAAUUCAAAGGCUUCUGGAUUCGGGUGCAACAGUUGCAGCUGUUAUUUGGACAACUACGCCUUGGACGCUGCCGGCAAAUCAAGCAAUAUGUUUUAACUCGAAUUUAGCAUAUAGUUUAGUGGCAGCCGAAGGCAGGAAGGAAUUAUUACUGAUCGGUUCUGAGUUGAUUUCAGACGUUUCGGAACAAAUUGGAAUUAAUAAUUUGAAAACAGUGGUCGAAGUUCCUGGAUCGAGUUUGAAAUCUGCAAUUUACGAGCAUCCAAUCAAUGGGGAAUGUUUGCCUUUUCUUCCGGCGGAGCACGUGAAAGCUGAAAAGGGUACCGGUCUGGUACACACCGCUCCCGCCCAUGGACCGGACGAUUUUCUAGUUUUUCUCGCACACAAGAUCCCAGUGAAAUCACUCAUCGACGAGUUAGGGUGCUACAAUCACAGUAGCCCGGAAUUUUUAAAAGGAAAAUUUGCUCUCACAGACGGCAAUCGGUUGAUUUUAGAACAUUUGAAAAAUCAAACCCUAGCUUGUGGCAGCAUAGUGCACUCCUACCCAAUCGACUGGCGUACCAAAGAACCGGUCCUUUUGAGGGCAAGCGAUCAAUGGUUCAUUAACACCGAUCGGCUGAAAGAACAGGCGUUGAAGGCCGUCGAAGAAGUGCAGAUAUUCCCUCACACUUCAGCGGAUGUUAGCAAAAAGGUGCUUCGUGGACAGCUGCAGAAACGAGCCUAUUGGUGCAUAUCCCGACAACGGGCAUGGGGCGUACCGAUUCCAGUGGUUUAUGAUCGAAGAUCAAUGAAGCCGAUUGUACACUCCGGAAUCAUUAGGAAUCUUGUUGAUAAAUUGACACAAACGGGUAAUAUUGAUUUCUGGUGGACUUCAACCAUCGAAGAACUAGUUCCGGAGUCCGUGCUCGCAGAAUUGAAUGUGUCGGCAAAUGACCUAGUCCGGGGCAGUGACAUACUGGAUAUUUGGUUCGAUUCAGGUAUCUCGUGGCUUAGCGUGUUGGGUAAAGAUCGUAUUGCCGAUCUGUACUUGGAAGGACUGGAUCAGUUCACAGGAUGGUUCCAAUCUUCCCUUUUGAUGAGCGUAGCUGCUAGGGGAAAGAGUCCGUACCGAGCCGUUUUUGUGCAUGGAUUUGCAGUUGAUGAAAACGGCCAAAAAAUGUCCAAAUCGCUUGGCAAUAUUAUCUCACCCAAUGACAUCGUGGAACAGUAUGGAUGCGAUGCCCUCCGGUGGUGGGUGGCGGCUCACGCCAUUCAAAAUACUUCAAUUCCCGUGAGCCACAAACUGCUGGCUGCAUCGGCUGAGAAUGUUCAGAAAAUUCGUGGUAUCAUUCGAUAUUUAUUGGGCGUCAUACCCAAAGGGACACAGACCAAGAUCAACGAAAGCCACUUGAACCACGUAGAUCGGUAUUACCUAGAACAGUUGCAGAAAUUGCAUGAUACGGUUUCUGCACUGUACGGAACAUAUCAAUUCAAUAAGGCCUCAGCCGUCAUACUAACGUUUAGCGUUUCAACGCUAUCCGGUUUCUACCUGCAUUUGAUCAAGGACCGUCUUUACUGUGGUUCGGACAACCAGUAUCACAUCAUUCAAACCAUACUCGCUCAAACGUUCAGUAUUUUGUGUAAAGUGCUGUGGCCGAUCGCACCUUUCCUGGUCGAAGAGAGCUGGAGAUAUCAUUCAGACAGGGAACCGUUUUUCAAAUCAUGUCACCAAUUGAAACCCGUAUUUCAAUUGGGUAAUCACUCUGACGUCGCAAGCGUCGUAGAACAAGCUUUAGACUUGAAACGUCACAUUUUCCAGCAGCCAAACAUGGAUAUCAACAGUUGGCUUCUGAAGGUGGAUGUUUUUUCACCAAAACAAUCCCUACGGCUUCUGCAACAACUUCAGCCUGAACUGAAUCAAUCGUGCAGCGAUUCGGAGCUUACUGAAAUACUUCAAAUUGGAUCAGUAUGUUUGCGUGAGUCGCCUAAUGAUGAGUUAAAAGUAAACAUCGAGAAAAUCGAAAACAGUCAGCUGUGCCCCCGAUGCAGACGGUUCACUCUAUGUGCAGAUCGUGGUCUCAUCUGUUCACGAUGUUUGACUGUACUGAAACAUAAGUCAAUGCAAGAAAAGUGUUAAACACAGUUAAAUACAAGCGUAGCUUGUCGACAGUUAUGUUAAGCAAAAUAAAAUGUUUAUAUCAGAAAA
Messenger RNA from Malaya genurostris, 3054 nucleotides. RefSeq names its product isoleucine--tRNA ligase, mitochondrial (gene IleRS-m). NCBI's taxonomy places the organism in Eukaryota, Metazoa, Arthropoda, Insecta, Diptera, Culicidae. Gene Ontology annotation, cellular component: cytosol. Bases 91 to 2985 code for a protein of 964 amino acids. The record is from RefSeq and is a predicted model, not a curated record. Gene Ontology annotation, molecular function: ATP binding; tRNA binding; isoleucine-tRNA ligase activity. The transcript is spliced from 4 exons. Gene Ontology annotation, biological process: isoleucyl-tRNA aminoacylation.